GUCAAAAAUAUUUUGAUAGCUAAAAUACACAGUUUGAUCUGCUGGCUUUGUAAGAUACAUUUGUACAAAAGAUAGACCAAAUAUAUUUUGUGCCAAUUGGAAGAUAAAUAGAAAACGAGGAAACAUGUCGCGCAAACUUAACUCUGAACUAGUUAGUGUAAGCCCCAAAAAGAUGAUCUUCUACGCGCCCUAUGAUCGCACUCAGAGACGUUUAAUAUCCAUAAUAAAUCCCACCGCAAAACGGUUGCUAUACAAGAUACGCUCAAAUGCCCCAUGGAAAUACAGUGCUAGUCCAAACUGCGGCUUUAUUGAGCCCUAUGACAUCAGCGAAAUAAAUGUCAGCUUAAAUUAUUUUGAUUUCCAUGAAGAUCAAGAAUACUGUCAUCGCUUCUGUGUCCAAUGCAUUCAAUCACCGCCAAUGCAUCAGCUUCAAAACCAAUCGAUUCUGUGCAUCUUUAAGCAAACAGGUCGCUCAAUGAUACAUAAUGUGCGCGUGCCCGUCGAGCUUCAGCCUGAACCCUUACGCAUACCUCAGCAGGAACUGGACACCCUAUUGCCCUACGAUGUUCAAAAGUUGCUGUGGAACCUGCGUCCCCUUGGCAACGAUUAUAUGGAUAACUUGAAACAGGUGACUAUGCUGAAGAGUCAAAAGAAACGCUGUGGCUGGGCACGCCUCCUGAUGACAUCGCUCAUAAUAAUAUCUGGACUGACGGGGGUAAUUUACUCUUUUUAGCAUAUGUGCAUCGCCAACAAUUUAAGGAAACCUUGCAGUUACAUCUAAAAAUGAACAAUCUGCAGUGUUAGGUGAUAUUUGGCAAUUGACCAAAAGGAUUGCCCACGCGGCAGACAGCUAUCCGGAGGGUACGUCGGCAGCUACUUACACUUUGAUUCACCUUUAAAUGUUUACAAUAUCCCCACUAAUAAAUCAAUAAACAACUAUUUCAGCAUGUUCAAGCCUUAAA
Molecule: messenger RNA, 962 nt
Organism: Drosophila montana
Lineage: Eukaryota; Metazoa; Arthropoda; Insecta; Diptera; Drosophilidae
Product: major sperm protein 55/57
Exons: 2
Coding region: 125-733 (202 amino acids)
Source: RefSeq, a predicted model, not a curated record